Molecule: messenger RNA, 246 nt
Organism: Necator americanus (New World hookworm)
Lineage: Eukaryota; Metazoa; Nematoda; Chromadorea; Rhabditida; Ancylostomatidae
Exons: 1
Coding region: 1-246 (81 amino acids)
Source: RefSeq, a predicted model, not a curated record
AUGCUGACCGAAUUCGACGAAACAUGUGGAUGCAUCAGUCUUCAACUGAAUCUGCAAAAGACGAUGUUCAUGGGGAACGGAUGGGUCUCGGAUGCCCCAUUCACGUUCAACGGAACGAACAUAUCCAAAUGCACCAGCUACGUGUAUCUAGGUCGAGAAUUGAACAUGAUGGACGAUCUGAUUCCCGAGCUGGGCAGGAGGAGACGAGCGGCUUGGGGAACGUAUAAGAGCAUCGCAGGAGAGUGA